AUGCCCGAACAAACACUAGCUGGGAAGGUCGCUAUCGUCAGCGGCUCAAGCUCGGGUAUCGGCGCCGGCAUCGUUCGUGAGCUGAGUGCUCGCGGUGCAUUCACAGUCAUCAACUUCCCUUUCCCCCAUCUGGAAGCUGAGGCACAAAAUUUAAUGUUAUCUCUGCCGUCUCCUGCGAUAUUAGUUGAAGCUGAUAUGUCGACUACUUCAGCACCUAAUAGAUUAGUUGAUGCUGCAGUGUCACAAUGGGGCAAGAUCGAUAUCGUCGUGAACUGCGCGGGCUUAGCUAUCAAUAAGCCAUUUGAAGAGCAGACAUUAGCUGACUGGGACCUGCUGGUCAAUGUGAAUGGACGUGGCACAUUUCUCUUAACGCAGGCCAGUCUCCCGCAUCUAACGAGGGGCAGUGGGAGGAUUGUAAAUAUUGUGAGCAUAUCUGCCAGAGGGCCGCCCCCGAACCAGACGAUAUAUGCGGGCACGAAAGGAAUGUGUGAUUCAUUCACCAAGGCGAAGGAGCUACCUCCCAAAUACGGCUGUACAGUCAACGCGGUCAGCCCUGGUCCAACCAUGACCGAGGGAUUCGCCGCUGCUGGAGAGGAACAGAUGAAAAUUCUUCAGCCGAUUAUUGAUCAGACACCGGUUGGUGCGCGGAUGGCUGAUCCAAGUGAGAUUGCAUUUGCCGUUGCUUUCUUGUGCGAGGAGCGGGCACGGUGGAUAAAUGGAACGCAUAUUGUCGCGUCAGUCAGCGCUGAAUACGUUAGCCAUGCAAUCAAAAAGCUUGCAAAUGAAGAAAGCGGGUCCCAGAUCUCAAUCGUCUCAUGGUCAGCUGGAGCAUUGACUACUCAGUGGACAUUGACCUUCUACCCAGAGACUCGAUCCAAGGUCAAGAGACAUAUCGCUAUCGGACCGGAUUAUCGCGGUUCAUGGACCAUGAUACCGCUCGUUUACUUGAGCAUGUUCACCGAGGCAUUGGUACAGCAGGUGCCCUGGUCCAAAUUUAUGAAAACUCUGGCUCGAUUUGGCGGACAUAGGGCUCUUGUCCCGACCACGAGCAUUGCGUCGAGUACCGAUCUCAUCGUCCAACCAGGCUUUUACGGUGAAGGUUGGCCUUUUCUUAAAGAUACCUGGCGACUGAGUGGUUCCCAGGCUCAGAACAUAGAUCUCUUCAAGCUUUGUGCUGUUAAAUCGAUCAAACAAGGUGUUUUUCCGCAUAUAGUGAGUCACGACUCAUUACUAUGGGAAACUGCGAGCUACCAUAUCAUAUUUGACGCGCUGAACAAUGAGAAGACGUUUUUGGGGAGUGCUGAGAAAGUCACUUCCGACCACUGUCGAGGAAUUCCAUCAGAUCAUCUUCCGCCUGGUUCAGAAUACAAACAUGCAGCGAUUAUGCCUGAGCUUUCAGACUAUGCCGCUAAUUAUGCCUCAAAAAAACCGUUAAGAGGAUGGCCAGAGAUGCCACUACGAGAGUAUACGUCGGUGGAACGAUGGGAAAAGUACAAAGCUGGAGAGAAAGCGCACAUAUAA
Talaromyces amestolkiae is the source of this 1521-nucleotide messenger RNA. RefSeq lists its product as uncharacterized. Bases 1 to 1521 code for a protein of 506 amino acids. The record is from RefSeq and is a predicted model, not a curated record. Lineage: Eukaryota; Fungi; Ascomycota; Eurotiomycetes; Eurotiales; Trichocomaceae. The transcript has 3 exons.